AUGGAGGAGGAGAAACGCAUCUCCGUGCAGGCUGACGGUCUUAAGAGGAUAGCUUUCCUCGGAGUAACCGUUUCCACGGUGGCCGUCGUUGUCUGCGUUUUGGGUGUUCCACUGAUGUACUCGCACAUUCAACGCCUUCACACCCAAAUGCAACACGAGGUCGAUUUCUGCCGUUCGCGAUCUGGAUCCGUUUUCAAGCAGCUCGCCAAGGCUAAUGUCUUGAUCCAAGUUGAGCACGGUAUCCGCGAGAAGCGUUCCAUCGCUCGUCGCCAAGCUGGUGGUGGAUGCUGUGGCUGUGGAGUGUCCGCUGCGGGACCACCAGGACCCCCAGGACCCGACGGACCACCCGGACAAGAUGGACACCAAGGACCACCUGGAAAGAACGGACCCGAUGCCCCACCAGCACCACCACCAGUUCAACACCAAAACAACUGCGCCAACUCUUGUCAGCCAGGACCUGCUGGAAACGCGGGACGUGCUGGACCCAAGGGACCUAACGGAGCUCCCGGAGGAGCUGGACAUCCUGGAAACUCUGGAGCCCCUGGAGCCCAAGGACCACCUGGACCCGCUGGACAGCCUGGACCAAACGGUCAAGCCGGACACCCUGGAGGCCCUGGAGCUCCCGGAAAGCUCACUCAUGCUCCUGGCCGACCAGGACCACCAGGACCAGCUGGACCUCCCGGACCACCUGGACCCAAUGGACAUGAUGGACAACCUGGAUCACCUGGAGGUAAGGGACCUCGAGGACCUGCUGGAGAUAAUGGAGGACCUGGACAAAAGGGACAAGAUGGACAGCCUGGCGCGCGCGGAGAUGAUGGACAUGAUGGGCAGACUGGAAGCUGCGACCAUUGCCCUCCACCAAGAACCGCUCCUGGAUAU
This is a messenger RNA of Mesorhabditis belari, 879 nucleotides long. NCBI's taxonomy places the organism in Eukaryota, Metazoa, Nematoda, Chromadorea, Rhabditida, Rhabditidae. The record is from the annotation of a GenBank genome assembly.